CCCCUCUCCGCCUUCCUCCCACAGCCGAUCCACCUCCGCUGCCGCCCGAUGUCCCCCCCGCUGCCUCUCCUCCGGCCUUCGCCGGCCGUCGCCCAGUCUUUCGCCUCGCGCUACCAGGCCUGGCGCGGCCUGCGUCACCGGCGCACCUUCAUGGGCACCCCGCACCCGGUGUCUCUGGUGCAGCCCAUUUGGUUCCGCUUGCCGCUGAAUGCAGACCCUCAGCCGGUUGCUCCGGACACCCCGGACGACGUGGCUCCCUGUGAGUCUGAGUCUGACCACGCCGGCGUCAUGGUCGAGGAAAUGCGCUUUUACAAGCACGAGGUGGAUUUCGCCCACGUGCAGCACGACUUCUGGAUUCGAAACAACAGCCUCUUCCAGCGCGACCUUCCGAAGGACUACUUCACGGCCUCCCGGACCCCGGGCUACUCGAUUGCCGAUGCCGAGCGGCUGGAGGGCUUCCGCAGCACCUUCCGGGACAUGACCCGCCGGGACUUCCUGGCCUUCCACGCGGUUUGGCUUUCCGGCGUCACCCAAUCGGUCAAGUAUUCCUUUUUGGCGUCGGUGGCCCGGCUCCGGUGGCUGGUCACCGGCCACGGGAACUGGAUCGAGGCCCAGCCCAGCCAGGCGUUCACCGCUCCCAAUGCCACCAUCUCUUCGGUCCUUCGUCAAUUCGAGCCGCCCACCAUCGCCGCGGCCAGCGACGAUCUGCUGGCCGCCGAGGAGGCCCUCUCCACCUGCCGGGCCCCCAGCAAGGAGGGACAGCAGCACGCAUGAGCCUGUCUCGAGUAAAGUCCAGCGAGCAGAGGGAGGAUGGCUUGCUCCCUUUUCGCCACACCCCUGCCCGUCCCACUGUGCUUUGGUGGGCGAGCCCGCUCGCAUCUCCUAGACCGGAAGGGUGCAUUCCUUUGUCCACUACCUUCCUCCCCCUCCCCCCCCCCC
This is a messenger RNA of Fonticula alba, 939 nucleotides long. RefSeq lists its product as hypothetical. Bases 49 to 774 code for a protein of 241 amino acids. The record is from RefSeq and is a predicted model, not a curated record. The transcript is spliced from 3 exons. NCBI's taxonomy places the organism in Eukaryota, Rotosphaerida, Fonticulaceae.